AUGGAUAAAACUCAAAUUAUAAUCUUUGCGAAAAACGUUCUUGAUGUGAUUCCAGGAACCCUUAAUAGUAGCGUCAAGGUACCGAAAUUGGAUCCAUGUCAGUUAUGUGGACAAGUGUUUAUUCCACACCCCGCAAGUGCAAUCAAAGAAUUUACGAUGGCCAGCUGUGGGUGUCUCUAUUAUCAAAAGUGCCUCGAAUACCAUCUGCUAACCGUGGGAGCGAGAUGUCCGAAUAUGGGAUGCAGAUAUAAAGAUAUCGAAACCUUCCUCACUUCGGCUAUUAAUGAGACAGGGUCACAGGAUCCAAUGGAAAUAUUACCACAAAUCUCUACGAUAGCUCCACAGAAGGACCCAACUAGCAUUAUGUCUGGAAAUGAACGAGAUUCUCCAUUAUUCGAAAGUGACCUCUUGCAGAGUGACGCGAAUAAUAAAGCGCAAGAAAAAGAUAAUAAUGCUUCACCGCUCAAGCCAACUACUGAAAUAUGCUCCAAGUGUUUCGAAUCCAUCUCUUCAGAGCGAUCAAAGCCAGUCGUAUUAUUAACAUGCAAACACGUUAUCCAUUUCAAGUGUAUAGCUAACAAGCGCAACUUAUGUCCUAAAUGUCCAUCGGCGGAUGAUCUGGCAAAAGAAGGAUAUUAUAUCUCACCUGGCAUCUCACUCAACGAAGCCCCCAAAAAGAAAAGGAAGAAAGAAGAAGAUAACGUUCAUGAAAAUAAGCCUAAAAAGAUCUCAAAACCGCAAGCCAUGAUUCGAGAGUUAUCUGUCAUACCAAUUUCCGAUGAACCAUCAAUCACUGCACCUUCCGAAGAUUCCAACACGGAAGAAAUAUCCACUAAACUCUAUCGCCUGUAUUAUGAAGUUGAUAAUGUUGAAAAGAGCGGGAAUCAAACAAAUCGGAAUGUUAUUCAUCGAUAUUUUCAGUUCGGAAAAGCUCUAUCAGAAUGA
Diversispora eburnea is the source of this 945-nucleotide messenger RNA. The record is from the annotation of a GenBank genome assembly. Lineage: Eukaryota; Fungi; Glomeromycota; Glomeromycetes; Diversisporales; Diversisporaceae.